Knipowitschia caucasica is the source of this 4857-nucleotide messenger RNA. Lineage: Eukaryota; Metazoa; Chordata; Actinopteri; Gobiiformes; Gobiidae. The record is from the annotation of a GenBank genome assembly.
AUGUCCUCUACCACUACCACACUCCCCAUGGACCCCACCAAAAUGGGCCUAGGUCGAUCAAUCGCUGUGCUGACUUCGGGAGGGGAUGCACAAGGCAUGAACGCUGCAGUGAGGGCCACAGUCAGAGUGGGUCUUUACACAGGAGCUAAAGUCUUCUUUGUACAUGAGGGUUACCAAGGCCUGGUGGACGGUGGGGACAAUAUCAAGCUGGCAACAUGGGAGAGUGUGUCAAUGAUGCUCCAGCUGGGUGGAACAGUGAUUGGCAGUGCUCGGUGUAAAGAUUUUCGCAGCAGAGAGGGACGCAUGACCGCAGCAUGUAAUCUGGUGAAACUGGGCAUCACUAACUUGUGUGUAAUUGGAGGAGAUGGCAGUUUGACUGGCGCCAAUGAGUUUAGGACUGAGUGGAGUGGCCUGCUGAAAGACUUGGUCAAAGCUGGUAAGAUCACAGAUACAGAGGCCAAAAGAUCAUCCCACCUGAACAUAGUGGGGAUGGUAGGCUCCAUUGAUAAUGACUUCUGUGGCACGGACAUGACUAUUGGCACCGACUCAGCCCUGCACCGAAUUAUUGAAGUGGUGGACGCCAUCACUACCACAGCACAGAGCCAUCAGAGGACAUUUAUUCUUGAAGUUAUGGGAAGACAUUGUGGAUACUUGGCCCUGGUCACAGCUCUGGCUUGUGGUGCAGACUGGGUUUUUAUCCCUGAAAUGCCUCCAGAUGAGGGCUGGGAAGACCAUCUCUGCCGGAGACUGACAGAUCAAAGAUCCAGAGGAUCCCGUCUGAACGUCAUCAUUAUGGCAGAAGGGGCCAUCACUCGGGAAGGUAAACCAAUCACUUCUGAUCAGAUCAAAAAGCUUGUGACAGACAGGCUAGGCUUUGACACUCGUACCACAAUACUGGGACAUGUGCAGAGAGGCGGCACACCAUCUGCAUUUGACCGAAUUCUUGGCAGUAGGAUGGGUGUGGAGGCGGUAAUGGCUCUGCUGGAGGCCACUCCUGACACUCCGGCUUGUGUGGUCAGUUUGUCGGGUAAUCAGGCUGUCAGAUUACCCCUAAUGGAGUGUGUGCAAGUGACAAAAGAUGUAACUGCAGCAAUGGCUGAAGGAAGAUUUGAGGAUGCCAUCAAACUUAGGGGAAAGAGUUUUGUGAAUAACUGGAACACGUACAAGCUCCUGGCUCACAUAAAUCCUCCAGAUGUGAAGAGCAAUAUCAAUGUGGCCAUUCUGAAUAUUGGGGCUCCCUGUGCCGGGAUGAAUGCUGCGGUGCGUGCAGCGGUCAGGAUGGGAAUAAUCCAGGGACACAGUAUGCUGGCUGUUCAUGAUGGCUUUGAUGGGCUAGCUCAAGGCCAGAUUGAGCCCAUUGGGUGGACUGGAGUGACUGGGUGGACGGGAAAAGGAGGAUCAAUGUUGGGUACCAAAAGGACUCUCCCAGGAAAACAACUCAAUGAAAUUAGUCAGAAUAUAGCAAAAUUCAACAUCCAUGCUCUAGUAAUCAUUGGAGGCUUCGAGGCUUACGUUGGAGGUCUGGAACUGGUUCAGGCCAGAGAGCGAUAUGAGGAGUUGUGCAUUCCCAUGGUGGUGAUUCCUGCCACUGUCUCCAACAAUGUCCCAGGAUCUGAUUUCAGUAUUGGUGCAGACACAGCCCUCAACACAAUCACAUCAACGUGUGACAGGAUAAAGCAGUCUGCAGCCGGGACCAAACGUCGAGUGUUUAUUGUGGAGACUAUGGGAGGUUACUGUGGAUACUUGGCCACAAUGGCGGGUCUUGCAGCUGGGGCUGAUGCUGCUUACAUAUAUGAAGAGAAAUUCAGUAUUAAAGACCUUGAGAUGAAUGUGAUUCAUCUUAUUGAGAAGAUGAAAACCACUGUUAAGAGAGGAUUGAUUCUACGAAAUGAAAAUUGCAACUCCAACUACACCACUGACUUUAUUUUCAACCUAUAUUCAGAAGAGGGAAAAGGCACUUUUGACUGCCGUAAAAAUGUCCUAGGACAUAUGCAACAGGGUGGUACUCCAACCCCGUUUGACAGAAACUUUGGGACAAAAAUGGGGGCCAAGACCGUCCUGUGGCUAACUGAUAAACUGAAGGAGUGCUACAGACACGGUCGAAUCUUUGCCAACACACCCGAUUCUGUGUGUGUACUUGGGAUGAAGAAAAGGGCACUGACCUUUCAGCCACUUUCUGAACUUAAAGCAGACACAGAUUUUGAGCACCGCAUUCCUAAGGCACAGUGGUGGCUUAAGAUAAGGCCUAUAAUGAAGAUCCUUGCUAAGUACGACAUAAAGCUGGACACAUCUGAACAUGCAGACAUGGAGCAUGUGAUCAAGAAGGGAGGGCAUCCUGCGCUACUGGCUAAUCCAGUCCAGCGGGAGAAAUCCUGCCUGCUCGAACACACCCGGUGUCCAACGGAGGUGGAGGCAACAGGGGCCGGGAGAACAGACGGGGUGGAAGUGAGUCAGGGACGGCCGAUGAGUUCAGAGCAGGGCCGAGAGCCGCCGCUGCUGCAGGAGGAGGCUGACCCGGGACCACAGACCGGUGAGAAGGACGCGGCUCCGCUGCGGAGCGAGGCGGGCUCUGGCGGCAUGGUCACCUCCAAAGGCACUGGUCUGAAUCCAAAUGCCAAGGUGUGGCAGGAGAUGCCUGCAGCCCCAAGUGAAGCUGUCAGUAACAGCUCCCAAUGGUCUCCAACAGACAUAAGUGAUGGUUACUCUAAUCCAAAUUCUGACGGAUGCAAAACGUACACUGUUGGAUUCACAGACCUUGAUGUUGAUGGCUCCACUGCAACAGCUGAGAUAGCAGUCAAUGGAAUUGACCCUCCAGAGCUGGACAGUUCCCCUGCUGAGUCCAGUCCAGGGACCGAAGACUCCAAGAUUGUGGAGCCAUUGUCAACAGAGUGUCUUCGAGAGUCAUUGAAGAAGGAGCUUGAGUUUUAUUUUUCCCGUGAAAAUCUGUCAAAGGAUUUGUAUCUGAUGUCUCAGAUGGAUAGCGACCAGUUUGUUCCUAUUUGGACUAUUGCAAGUAUGGAGGGCAUCAAGGUCCUUACUACAGACUUGGAUAUCAUUUUAGAUGUGCUGAGAUCUUCCCCAAUGGUUCAAGUUGAUGAGAAAGGGGAAAAGGUGCGACCUAAUCAUAAAAGAUGCAUUAUAAUUCUGAGAGAAGUUCCGGAAACUACCCCUGUUGAGGAAGUGGAGUUGUUGUUCAAGAAUGAAAAUUGUCCAAAGGUGAUCAGUGUGGAGUUUGCACAUAAUAAUAAUUGGUACAUCACAUUCCAAUCAGACACUGAUGCUCAACAGGCUUACAAAUACUUAAGAGAAGAAGUUAAAACAUUUCAGGGAAAACCCAUUAUGGCCAGGAUAAAGGCCAUCAAUACAUUCUUUGCUAAGAAUGGCUACCGUAGCGUGGACAGCAGCCUAUAUACCCAGCAGCCGCAAAGCCAAUCUCAAUUCAACACUCCGCUCUACAUGCCGCAUGUCUAUCCUCAGCAACAGUACCCAGUGGCAUAUGGGAUUGUGCCUCCCUCUUGGACGCAGUCACCCACGCCUUACUUCGAAACUCCUUUGGCACCUUUUCCAAACAGCACGUUUGUAAAUGGGUUUGGUUCUGGGGGUCAUUACAAAACCACUUCUAGCUCCAUGAAUAUUGCUCGUCCUUUCAACAGAAAUCGUGUCCCCCUCUAUUCAAGAAAGAAUGUAAUAAAUGCCUUCAGAAACCAUGUGAAGCCGCAGGUGAGGUCCAACGACUCGACUUCCUCAGUUACCCCAGUCCCUCUGGAGAGUUUGACAGGACUGCGCAGCCCACAGCCUCAGAUCCCAGUUUCAGCAACUAGCUCCACGCCCCUUCCCACGGCUGCAGACUUGAGUGUCGCCUUCUCCCAUCUGUCCUCACUAGACCCGAAUGAUGAUGGCAGCAUUGCUGGGCGUGGGAGACGUGGUAACACUUACAGAGGAACGCGGCGAAGAAGAGAUGAUGAUCGCCUUGCGAGACCUGUGCCGUUAGCAGAGGUGAAGGUUUCACCACCCAAGUUUGACUUGGCUGCUUCAAACUUCCCCCCACUUCCUGGUUGCGUGGUAAGCACACAGGGGGAACCCGUACUUGAAAAUCGGAUGGCAGAUGUUGUACGCGGUUUAUACAAGGAUAAGACGGAACAGGUUGUUAAAGAAACUCCUGUGAGUACAAGUUUUGUCCUGUCAACAGUCACUGAGGAAUCUUUGACUAUUUUGAGCCCAAGCAUUAUUACUGGAAAACCCUUGAAACAGCCACUUGGAUCUAUAGCUCCUAGUGCCCCUCGUCAGGAGAAGAGGAUUGAAAGGGCAGAGGCUCCAUCUCCUAAAGUCGCUCCUCGAGUUCCAGUCACCCCAGUCGACCACACCUCCACACAGUCAGUGCCUAACAGGCCCCAGCCCUCUGCUGUGGCUGCCUCCACAGCACAGAGGCCGCCGGCCGCUGCUACAGCCACUGUGGCUUCACCCGCACAGGAACCCCGCAAGCUCAGUUAUGCUGAAGUUUGUCAGCGCCCUCCUAAGGACCCUCCUCCUGCCUCUGCUCCUGCACCCCCUGGCUCGUCAACAGGGCAGCCUCUGCGUGAGCUGCGGGUCAACAAAUCUGAGGAGGGCUCCAACUGCUGUUCUGCAGAAAAAAUAGAGAAAGGCCACGAUGGAGAGGGAGGCUGGGAAUGCAAAGAGAGUCGCUCAACCCGGGACCGUGACUCACAAGGCCACUAUCGCAGUAACGGCCCCAGAGGUCCUGGUGGGCUCAAGUUUCGGGAUCAGAGGCGUGCUCCUCAGGCUCGACGCAGCUCACCACAGGGAAACUACAGGCACACUGGCAAAGAACAGAAUAUACCCCCAGUAUCGCCAAAGUAA